AUGUUUGCAUCUUAUUUCCUAAAUCGUCUACUUGACGUUUUCGAAGUGAUUAUCAAUGAAAGCUUCUGGGCCAACUUGUUGGGCGAAAGAACCCUGCUUAUUCUCAAACGUUAUGCAGGCAACGAUACUGUUCUGGUGUGCGUCUUUCUGUCACUUAUCCCCGCCAUCUCUCAAGCAACCAAGGCAUUUUACGACUACUGCAAACAAAUCAAGGAAGAGAUGUUCUAUGUGUCUGUUGUGAUUGGAGACGACGAGCUCAUCUUUACUCCUGUGGAUGAAUAUGUCACCAAGCAUUUCGAGGGUAUUGACACACUGCGACAUGUGCGAGGAAAGACGGGCUAUGCAAAUCCAGCAGAUCAGAUGCAAAAGAACACCCAUUACUCGUACUACAGAAGGUCCCUGCAAACUGAUCAAGAUAGCAAGCCCAUCAUUGACCUGAUUCCGAAAAAGUAUCGUGAAUUUGCCAUCAAACAUAAAGGGCAUCUCAUCUAUGUGAAUCGCAAGGAUGAAGCGCCAUCCAGUGAUAGUGUCAGAAGCCCUUUUUUGAGUAUGGGUAAUAUGAGAACGGAUACUAUUGAGAUCAAGAUGCGAUCACGAGAUUUGCCUAAAUUGAGAUCAUUCAUACAAGACUGGGUUGAUGAAUAUUACAAUGCUAGAAAGAACAAGCUCAUUAUCUACAAGUGCAACUUUAAUCAUCAUGGAUGGGAUGAUGAUAAUCAAUGGAGGGAACAUGGAUAUAGAAAAAUUCGAUCUUUCAAUUCAGUUGUAUUAAAGAAGGGAGAGAAAGAGAGGAUUUUGAAUGACAUCCUCACAUUUAAAGAUUCCAAGGAAUGGUACAAUGAUCGUGGUAUUCCCUAUCGAAGAGGUUACUUGCUGUAUGGACCACCAGGCACAGGCAAGACAUCCUUCAUUCAAUCAUUAGCAAGUAAAGUCAAGAUGAAUGUGGCUAUAUUGAAUCUCUCUGCCGCUUCAGAUGAUGAAAGUUUAUCAUCUGCAAUGGCCCAAUUGCCCAAGAGUUGUAUCUUGGUGAUUGAGGAUGUGGACCAUUACCAGUUUGAUGAGGGACUACAAGGGAAGAAGGAUGACAACAAGAUGAACAAAAAGAAAAAUUCCGUGUCAGUAUCAGGCAUUCUCAACGCGCUGGAUGGUAUAGCUAGUCUAGAAGAGUCGAUUAUUUUCAUGACUUGCAACGACAUGAACACAAUUCCACCUGCACUUAUUCGACCUGGACGAAUUGACUUGAAGCUUCAUAUGGGUUAUGUUGACGACUAUCAGGCCAAGCUCAUCUUUUGGAGAUUCUUUUGCAUGGAGGAGAAAGAAACAGCACUGGAAGAUUUGCCGACCGAAAAAUACCCAAUGCUUUCUGUCACUGUGAAUGAGCUUCUUCAGCGUAUGAGAGAUACGGCACAUCAAGUCUCAAAGGAGAGAAACAUCCCACUUGACAUCAGCCCUGCAGAGUUGAUUAGUUAUCUGUUGUUUCAUGCGCUCAAAUUUAGGCUUUCUAAACAGCCUCAACACCUGGAUCUUUGUUGCCAAUCCAUCUUGGACCACAUUCCUGAAUUCAUUGAUUCUGUAGCAACAGAUAGAAAGCAAGCUAUAGAGCAUGCAAAGAAGAAGGCACAGCUCCAUGAACAAGAACAACAGCAAAAGGCAGCCACUGCCAAUACCACGACGAGUGAAGGAAAGAUACCUACACCUCCCACCUCGCCUUCAGUGGAAAAGAAGACGUUUGCUAAUACCAAUGAUGAGGGUGGUAGUGACGAUAAGCAGCAAUCACAAGUUACAAGCAACUAA
Mucor velutinosus is the source of this 1794-nucleotide messenger RNA. RefSeq lists its product as uncharacterized. Gene Ontology annotation, molecular function: ATP binding; ATP hydrolysis activity. The coding region runs from base 1 to 1794 and encodes 597 amino acids. The transcript has 5 exons. The record is from RefSeq and is a predicted model, not a curated record. NCBI's taxonomy places the organism in Eukaryota, Fungi, Mucoromycota, Mucoromycetes, Mucorales, Mucoraceae.